Prorocentrum cordatum is the source of this 2524-nucleotide messenger RNA. Lineage: Eukaryota; Dinophyceae; Prorocentrales; Prorocentraceae. The record is from the annotation of a GenBank genome assembly.
GCGCGCUGGCUGAUGGGCAAGUUGCAGCGCCGCAUCCAAUUGUUCAAGAGGCCCGCGACGAAGCUCGCCACCCUCGACCCCGAGUGCGACGCGCCUGAGCUGGUCACCUGGGCCGCGAGUGCGAUCAACUCCAUGGGCAAGGUCGGGGGCCACUCCCCGUUCGAGAACGUUCUGGGAGUCGCAGGGAGGCCGCGCUCGAGCGACCCCUUCGCCAUCGUCGACGGGGGCGCCGGCGAGACGCAGGCAAGGAACUGGGCGUGCCAGACCUGGGAGGCCAGCGACUUCGCGCACGUCUGGCGCGACGGCAAGGGCCGUGAGAACCGCCCUGGGAAAAAGGGAGGCUGGCAUGGGCCAGCCCGCGUGCUCGCCCAGGAAAAGCGCCGCGUCGACGGCUGGGCGCGCGCCCCAUCAGUGGUUUGGAUCGCCCACGGGAACACGCUGAUCUGGUGUGCCCCAGAACAACUACGACCUGCCUCAGAAGCCGAGAAGAUGAUCACCGAGCUCAAGAAGCAGGCCAACCUAGACAAGACCAUGACGGACAUCCUUGAGAAUGCCAAGGUAGGCACCUUCGAGGACCUCGUUGACCAACGCGCACUACGGCACGGUCGGUCGCUCAACCUGAAGCAGAACCAGGCGACAUCGGCGAAGAAGGUCGAGACCAGGACCCUGGAGCACCAGCAGACGGAGGGCCACCAGAGGGAUCGCCUCAAAUUGAGCUACCUCCUGCCGCAGAACCAGCCCCUGCCGUCGCAGACUACGAUCGGACCCAGACUUGAUCUUUACCGACCACCAGAGAAGCGGCAGAUGGGCAACGAUGACAUGGACGAGAAGACGGUCUACUUCGAGUACAUCAAGAAACAGGGCUCUGAGAAGCCGGACAGCAAGGGCCUGAUGGACACGAUGCUCAACAGUUUCAUCGCCAACCAGCGCCAUAAGGACAAGCUCGAGCUCUCCUUGUCGAAGAUGAAAUGCGCAGAGCGCAAGGAGUUCGAGGAGGUCAAGGUCGCCGUGGACAUCAUUCGAGCUCGAUGGCACUUCACCCGCAAGGCGGACGGUCGAGCCAAGGCGCGCCUCGCCAGACCAAGGCGAGCCCGCAACGUGAUGCUCACCAUCGCCGCCGCCAUCAACUGGAAGCUGAUCAAGGGCGACGUCACUUUGGCUUUCCUUCAGGCUCACGAGCUGGACAAAGACCUGUUCAUCGAGCCCGGCAGUGUGCUUCGGAAGGCGUUCAACGUCAAGGGCGGCGAGCUGCUCGGGGCAGUCAAGCCCGGGUACGGCACCGGCGAGGCACCUCGACAUUGGUGGGAAGCGGUGAAGGUCGGUCCCAAGAAGCUGGGACUUCAUGCGUGCGAACUAGAACCUUGCAUGUGGAAGUUGCGAUGCUCUCAGACUGGGCGCCUCAUCGGCAUGGCCAUGGCUCACGUGGGCGACUUCAUUGUCGCCGGCGACAACGAGCGCCCCGAAUGGAACCAGCUCGUGGCACAUAUCCGCAGGCUGUACAAGUGGGGCGCCUGGGAGGACAUGAAUGACGGCGUCGCCAGUGCCGAGCAAUGUGGUGCAAUAACCAUCGAGGAGAACGGCAAGGGCUUCUUCCUACGCCAGAGGGCCGACGCCGACAAUAUCCAAGAAGUUCGACCACCUGAUGGAGGACGACAUCGGCCUCCAGACAGUCUUCGCGACAAGGACCAGACCGUCCUGCGGGCCAUCUGCGGCGAGAUAUACUGGCUGGGCGUCAACGCCAUGUCCUUCCUCCUCGCCUGGGUGGCCGAGCUCCAGUCGAAGAUGCCGAACGGCACGCGCAGCCUGUUCACGACCGCGAACAACAUCGUCAUGCUGAGCAGGCAGAACCAGUACAUGGGGCUCGAGAUUCACCGCCACAGCCUCGACGACCUGGGCGGGUGCGUCGCGGCCAUUGCCGCCGCCAAGGCCAUGGAGGGUGAGAAGUCGCAGUCCACCGCGCUCGACUGGGGCUCCAAGAAGUUGCGCAUGGUGGCUCGAUCGAGCCUGGCUGCAGAAGCACAGGAAGCAGGAGAUGCCAAAGGGGAACCGCGCAUGGUGCGCAUGGUGCUGGCCGAGAUCCUGCUCAACCGGUCUCCCGUCCGGGGGCGCAUGGCGAUGCUCCAUCACAUCCCCGCCGUGCUCGUGACCGACUGCGCGGCGUCCCGCGACGGAGUGGUGCGAUCCCAGUCGGCUGGAUUGGGCCUCGAGGAGCGGCGGGCCGCCAUCGAGGCGCUGGCGCCCAGGGGCGCGCACGACGAGGGGCAGGCAACGGUGCGGCGGGUUCGCUUGCACGCGCAGAUCGCAGACGGGCUCGCCCAGGGCAGCUGGCAAGCGUUCGGAGUUCUCAAGCUGUUCCUGGAGAAGCAGGAGUGGAGGCUGAUCUGCGACGAGAACUUUAUGGGCGCGCGGAAGCGGGCCGUUCUGGGGAAGGGCAUCUUCAACGCAACCAAGCCGGAGGACGCCGCAGCCGCCAGGGAGAUCUUCGAGAAGCGCCGGCGGGCUCGGAAGGAGCUCAGCCAGAAUG